AUGCUCAUCAUAUCUUGUGGUAUUGGGGUAUUUUACGGAUAUUUCGGAGAAAAACAAAUGACAGGCGAUGACUUUCUUCUUGGUGGGUCAUCUAUGGGAACGUUUCCGAUGGCACUUAGUUUAGCGGCGAGCUUUAUUACAGCCAUUGAGUUGUUAGGAAAUCCGGCGGAGAUGUUUAUAGCCGGUGGUCAAUUUUGGAUGAUUUGUAUAGCUUUUGUCCUUACUGUACCAGUGGCAAGUCAAUUAUAUUUACCAGUGUUUAUGAGGCUUCGACUGACAUCAUGUUACGAAUAUUUGGAGGUACGAUUUUGCAAGUCAAUGCGUGUGUAUGCAAGCGUUCUAUACAUGUUGCAAAUGAUAUUGUACACUGCAGUUGCAGUGUAUGCGCCAGCCCUAGCACUUUCAGACGUGACAGGACUAAAUACAUAUUUAGCGGUGUCUGUGGUAUACAUAGUAUGUAUAUUCUACGCUUCCCAGGGCGGUAUGAAAGCUGUUAUAAUGACUGAUACAUUUCAAUCAGCCGUACUGAUCGGAUCAUUAGCUGCCAUACUAGCUCUCGGUUCGGCACAAACCGGUGGCUUCGAUUAUAUUUGGGACUACGCACAACACACCGACAGAUUGCACUUUUUUGACAUGAAUCCCGACCCUACAGUACGGCACUCCUUUUGGUCGGUGGUUGUGGGUGGUACCAUGUACUGGGUCAGCAUGUUCUGCGCUAACCAAGCGUCGGUGCAGAAAUACUUAUCAGUGGAGCGCAUAUCUCAGGCUCGAGUCGCGUUAUGGGUAUCAGCUAUUGGCCUAGUAUCGGUGUACUCUGUUAACUUCGCUACCGGAGCCCUUCUUGCAGCGCACUACGCGGGAUGCGAUCCCAUUGAAUCUGGACAAAUAAAUGCUUCUGACCGACUUCUGCCUCUAUAUGUCGUAAAACAGCUGGGUGUGUAUCGCGGCGUUCCAGGAUUCUUUGUGGCGGGCAUUUUUGCAGCAAGUCUUGGAACAGUAGCAUCAGCACUAAAUUCCUUGGCAGCUAUUGCAUGUCAAGACUUGGCGUCUGGUUUAUUUGGUAUCACUUUGCCAGAGAAUAAGGGCGCGGCUAUUGCAAGAUGGGUGUGCCUGGGAUGUGGUGCAUUGUCUUUCGCGCUUGUGUUCGUGGUGGAGAGGUUGGGCCCUGUACUUCAGUUGGCCCUCUCAUUUAAUGGAAUGACGGGAGGUGUCACCUUAGGACUCUUCAGCCUCGGAAUGUUGUUCCCAUGGGCAAACGCCAAGGGAGCGGUUGCGGGCGGUGUUUGCGGAUUGCUGCUGGUGGUAGCGGCGGGUGGUGGUGCUCAGUACGCCGCAGUGCCAUUACCAAGGCUACCUGCCUCUACUGACACCUGCCCCACCACCUUAAAUAUGACAUCUAAUUAUGACCCUACAGAAAAUCAUGACAGGGCAGUAUUUUGGUUAUUCAAAGUGUCAUAUCUCUGGUAUUCUGGACUGGGUUGUGUUGGCACUCUGAUAAUUGGAUUAACGGUUUCCUUGAUCACUGGUAUGACUGACCCCGCUGAUGUUCCCAUUGACCUCAUAUCGCCUCCGGUUGUCAGCUUCCUAAACUCAUUGCCGAAUAAAGUUAAGAAAGCGUUGCGUGUUCCGACUCGUCUCGGUUCGGAGCGUCGUAGAAGUUCGAGCGUCCGACCACCGAGUCUGUCCGACGACAAGGACACGAGACGUCGCCGACGGUUGUCCGAGUUGGCGGGCGGCGUGUUCUACAGCGAUGCACCCACACUCACUCGCGGCCACGACAACCUCGCGCUCGGCCUUGACUCAGAAAAACCGCCACCUCAGGAACCCAAGCGAACGAGUUUCAAAUUCGACGCACCCUUAAAUCCUAAUUCCCCACAAACAUCGUCAUGCUGA
Danaus chrysippus (African queen) is the source of this 1893-nucleotide messenger RNA. The record is from the annotation of a GenBank genome assembly. NCBI's taxonomy places the organism in Eukaryota, Metazoa, Arthropoda, Insecta, Lepidoptera, Nymphalidae.